AUGGGCUGCGUUUGGUCGAAUGCGGACCUGGAGGGUGGCGGCUAUCGUAUCAAAAUUCUGAAGCAGAUAGCUGAAGGAGGAUUUAGUCAGGUCCUUCUCUGUGAAGACAUUGACAGCAACGAGAGCUUUGCGGUAAAGAAGAUAGCCAAACACUCACGUGAAAGCGUGCAACGAAUCGAGAUGGAGACCUCGAUUCAUCGUCAAAUGUCGAAUGUGCGACACGUUGUUCCAUUGUUGGCUGUGAUAAAUGUAGAGCAAGUGGUGUAUUUGGUGUUUCCAUUCUAUCGUCGAGGAUCGGUCGGUGACGAUUUACUUCGGAGGCGUCCAAAAAACGAUUAUCUCGCUCAGGAAGAGGUGAUUCGCAUUUUUCUGGGAUUAUGCACAGCUGUACGUCAUCUACAUCAGCUAGGAUAUGUUCACCGAGAUCUCAAGGUGGCUAACGUUCUUCUAACUGAUGACGGGACACCGAUGCUGACAGAUUUUGGAUCAGCAACGACUAAUUCCAGCGUACCGAUUCGUAUCGAUUCUGCCCGUGAGCAACAACAUGCAAUUGAUGAAGCGGCUGAGUUGUGCUCAAUGCCGUACCGGGCUCCUGAGCUGUUUGACUGUCACAUCGGUUCCGUAAUCACGCAAUCAGCCGACCUUUGGUCUCUUGGCUGUUGCCUCUACGCCUUAUGUUAUUUCGUAUCGCCGUUCGAUCUUGUCUAUGAAAAAGGCAACAGCGUCGCUUUGGCUGCGCAGAGUCCAGAAAAGAUACACUACCCUGAAGUGAAACAGUUCGAUCGUCGGCUGAUCACUGUGAUGCGCGGCCUUCUCGUUGUAGAUCCAAGUCGACGGAUGUCCAUAGAAGAAGCCACGGACAUAGUCAAAUCAGUCGAAGUCCGCGGUGGGGACAGCGGGGAACCGAGCAUUGUGGCUAUGUAG
Haemonchus placei is the source of this 924-nucleotide messenger RNA. The record is from the annotation of a GenBank genome assembly. Lineage: Eukaryota; Metazoa; Nematoda; Chromadorea; Rhabditida; Trichostrongylidae.